This is a messenger RNA of Alternaria atra, 2889 nucleotides long. RefSeq lists its product as uncharacterized. The record is from RefSeq and is a predicted model, not a curated record. Bases 1 to 2889 code for a protein of 962 amino acids. Gene Ontology annotation, molecular function: DNA binding. The transcript has 6 exons. NCBI's taxonomy places the organism in Eukaryota, Fungi, Ascomycota, Dothideomycetes, Pleosporales, Pleosporaceae. Gene Ontology annotation, biological process: regulation of DNA-templated transcription.
AUGGCUACGCCUAGCGCAGCCUUCGAUAUGGCAGACUUUGUCGAUUUCGGGGAAGCAGGCAUGUCCAAUGUGUCACAAGAAAUCGACCCCAACGUAUUAGAGACCUCGUUUCACGAGAGCGUUCCACUAGACAAAGACUCUGGGAUUCUGGAGCAGUCCACCAGUGCUCAACCCACGAGUACAGACUUCAACACAGACUUUAGCAGCUGGCUUCCACGAUACCAGAAGCCUGCCCAUCCGUGCGAGUACUGUCGAUCGAGAUCUCUUGAGUGUUUUAUAUAUAACGUCGAUGGCUCAAAGCGAUCAGGAUGCUCGCCUUGCAACGCUCUAUUCCGACCAUGCAGCUUCAGCAACCCCGAGAGGAUGCCAGGUAUGCGACAAAGGACUGCGCUAGACACUUUAGAUGUCGUGGCCGAGAAUGACACGCGACAUUUUGGUGGACUUACUGGCAGGAAGCAGAUGCGAUCGCUAGGUCAUCUCGGCCCUAUAGAAGAUGGGAAGGAGGAUGACGAAGGUCCCAAGAAGGGUGCUGCAGCAGCUCGCUUUCCAAGAGCUGCCGUCAAGGCGCUGAAAGACUGGAUGCUUAUGCACAUCGAUCAUCCAUAUCCAACCGACGAAGAGAAGGAAACCCUAAAGCAGCAGACUGGUCUCUCGAUCAGUCAAAUUUCGAACUGGAUGGCGAACACGCGGCGAAGACAGAAGGCUCGACCCAAGCGAAGCGCAUCGCCGAGUCUUCGGCCAUCGACAGAAGCUAUCAACAUUCCAGCAGGCAAAACCUGGGAAAGCAUGAAUCCCCUUGAACGAUGGAAGCACUCUCCUCCUGAGAACGAACCUGCUCCGAUGAAUGCUAUCGCCCACGCUGUCGAAACUUUCGACCCUCCAGAAUCUGCCAGUCUGAGCAGCAGCUACCGUAAAGAUGUUUCUAAUGACAGCACUGGAAGCUUCUCAGUAUUCAGGGCGCCCUCUAUCUCAUCUUUGGAGACUGGUCUUACGCAGAUGUCUUCCGGCUCUCUUGGAUCUCACAACACAGCUUACUCGCACGGCUCACGGCACUCUCUCGGCUCGAUGAACAGCUUGAAGUCUAAGGAGAGGAGAAGGCGUCGUCGUCUUCCUACCCGAGCACCAAAGGCUAGUCCUGAUGAGGGCAAACGCAUAUUCCAGUGCACGUUCUGCACCGAUACCUUCAAGUCCAAGUAUGACUGGUCUCGACAUGAGAAAAGCCUUCACUUGUCUCUGGAGAAAUGGCUAUGCGCACCUAUUGGUGAGAUCGUCGCUGACAAGGCUACCGGGAAGCCCAGAUGUGUAUACUGUGACGAGCUGGAUCCUAGCAAGGACCAUCUGGCAACUCACAACCACUCCGCUUGUUACGAGAAAGGUCCAGAGUCUCGAACGUUUUAUCGAAAAGACCAUCUCCGACAGCACUUGCGACUCAUGCACAGUUGCAAGAUGAUUCCCAGUAUGGACACAUGGAAAUCUGAAGCCCAGUACAUCAAAUCUCGUUGCGGCUUCUGCGGGAUGAACUUUGACAAGUGGCAAGAUCGCACCGAUCAUCUGGCGAAAGAGUUCCGGAAUGGCGCGAACAUGAAGAAUUGGAAGGGAUGCAGAGGUUUGGAUCCUCAUGUUGCGAUCCACGUGACCAAUGCCAUGCCGCCAUAUCUCAUUGCCAAUGAGAGCAAAUCCCCGUUCCCGUUCUCCGCAAGCAAUACGACGAGCCUCAAGGUACGUGCCACAGUGGGGAACAUGCAGGCCUAUAAUGAGCAACUCAAUCUAUCGGUUAAUAACAGAGAUCUUGAGUAUCUCCUACCCAACUUGGACGUCAACAACGCGACGAACGAUCUAUCUACCGCGUACCAGAGCGGAAGAGAUCCCUCAACGAUCGGACCGAUUGUCCUGACAACGCCCAAAGACUAUUCUUCGUCGGAGUCGCCGGUUGGUAACCCCAACGCAACCUGUUGGGAGAUCCUCACACUACAAUUGGGACGCUUUGCUCGAGAGUAUAUCGAGAAGCAUGGGGCAGGUACCGUGACCGACGAGAUGUUACAAACAGAAUCACGUCAUAUACUGUACGGUGAUGAUGACCCAUGGAACCAAACCUCUGCCGAUAACCCUGAAUGGUUGAAUCUAUUCAAGAAAGCCCACGGUAUCGAUAACACAGUGCCAAUAAAGAACAUUAAUGGAGACCACGAAGUAUUCGAAGAUCUCGGCAUCAACUAUGGUUCUGCUCUAGAUCCAAGCUUCGAUGUGAGCAACUUCCGCUGCGCCUCGAUGUCUCAGGACGACCCAAUGCGCGCCUUAUCUUUCGAGUUCGCUCUAUCUGGCUCGAUAGGCGUUAUUCAAGGGCAUGCGCGACAACUCUCCUCAGGUCGCGAAACACCCUAUAGUAUACCAGGGCUGAGCGGAUCGCCUACCUCACCAGCCUCUUACGCCCCUAUCACAACUGCCGCAAGUACAGACAACCUUAUGGGUGUAUUCGAGCCCAUCUCGGAACUCGCAUGCACAGCAGCAGGUAGCGCAGGUCCCUGCUUCGGCGAGCAUGGUGAGAUUGGCUUCGCUACAAAAACCGCCGGAUCGCCAAAGAGGAGGUACUGGCUCGAUGAGUCAAAUGCGCAUCUGGCCUCAUUUACAACCAGCACAAAUGAACAGCCGGUUUUUGAGUGCCAGACUGCUGGAGAGUCUGCCGUGGACGAUUUCCAGUUCCCGUCAUGGGAUCAGUUACCAGAGGACUUGCAGAAUCCUACGAGUAGCGCGGACUACAACUCUACUAUUCCGAUUACUACUACUGGUGUCAGCAUGUCGGCUGUUGAGGGUGCUACGUCGAUGCCGUGGGAUGAUAUGGACUUUGCUAUGGAUUUGGAUACGGACAUGGAUAUGAAUCUCAAUCAGGUAUGA